Molecule: messenger RNA, 1298 nt
Organism: Drosophila hydei
Lineage: Eukaryota; Metazoa; Arthropoda; Insecta; Diptera; Drosophilidae
Product: aldose 1-epimerase
Exons: 1
Coding region: 132-1235 (367 amino acids)
Biological process (GO): beta-D-galactose catabolic process via UDP-galactose, Leloir pathway; glucose metabolic process
Molecular function (GO): aldose 1-epimerase activity; carbohydrate binding
Source: RefSeq, a predicted model, not a curated record
GUUGGCUUUUCUAAAUUCGUAUGUUUUGAGCGAUCGACUAUACAAUUAAUUACAUUUUAAAUUUUAUUUUGACUCAUGAUAUUCGAAAUUGUAGUUUUGUCUUGAAAGCUUAAAUUUUGCAUCCCAUAAAUAUGGUAAGAGUAGUGGAAGAUGUAUUUGGAAUCGCAGUUAAUCCCAUGACCCAAAAAACCGAUCAUGUGCGCCGUUUCACAUUGUUUACGGAAAAGGGCAUGUCCGUGGCUAUAUUAACAUUGGGUGGUAUUGUACAAAGCAUCAAGGUGCCAGACGCUAAUAACAAGCUGGAAGACGUUUGUCUAGGCUAUGAUGAUGUCGCCGGUUAUUACCGUAACCAAAAAUUGUAUUUUGGGGCUAUAGUUGGACGAGUGGCGGAUCGAGUGUCACGCGGCCAAUUCAAGCUGUGUGGCAAAGAUAUAAAUCUAUCUCGAAACUACAAGGAUCUUUACCAUCUGAAUGGCGGCUAUGUGGGCUUUGAUAGCGUAAUCUGGGAUGUGGUUGGCAUACACAAGGAUGGUGUUACUUUGCAGCAUGUUUCACCGGACGGGCACGAGGGCUAUCCGGGCGAGAUAACAGUCAAUAUUAACUAUUCACUUAAUGAAACGGGUUGCUUGGGCUUGCGGAUAGAGGCGCGUGCGAAGGACACCACCUGCAUCAACAUUGGUCACAAUUGUCUUUUUAAUCUAGCAGGUCACAGUACGGGUAGGGACACACUCCUCCAACAUAUGAUAAUGAUAAAGGCGAAUUCGCUUGUGGAUACGGAUCUUGAACAGAUUCCCACUGGCAAAAUAAUGCCAGUGCGUAAUACUCCCUAUGACUUUACCACGUUAACCAAUUUGGGAAAACGACUUAAUCAGGUUUAUCGUUGUCCAAUUAGCGGGUUUGAUAACAACUACUGCGUGGAUGUAGAUCCAAAUCUAGUGAAGUUAGUUGCCCGCGCGGUUCAUCCAUGUUCGGGUCGAUUUAUGGAAAUUCAUACCAAUCAACCUGGACUGCAUUUCUAUACAGCAAACUCUUUGCCCGAAGAAGAGCGCGGAGAUAUUCCCAAUGUUGGGAAGGGCGGUACUCAUUAUGCACAACACGGUGCAUUCAGCUUGCGGACUCAAAAAUAUCCUGAUGCGAUGAACAACUCGGAUUUCCCAACGACUAUUGUUAAUCCGGGUCAAUUAUAUGAUCAUCAAGUGGUUUAUAGAUUUGGUGCAUGCCCAAAACGUGUGUAAGAAUUGGUAUCUAAUAACAUUUGCCAAAAAUAAAUAAUAUCAAAAAAUGAGUAGUAGAUAAAA